Messenger RNA from Corvus hawaiiensis (hawaiian crow), 2106 nucleotides. RefSeq names its product suppressor of cytokine signaling 7 (gene SOCS7). The record is from RefSeq and is a predicted model, not a curated record. Gene Ontology annotation, molecular function: 1-phosphatidylinositol-3-kinase regulator activity. Gene Ontology annotation, cellular component: phosphatidylinositol 3-kinase complex. Gene Ontology annotation, biological process: intracellular signal transduction; phosphatidylinositol phosphate biosynthetic process. Lineage: Eukaryota; Metazoa; Chordata; Aves; Passeriformes; Corvidae.
GGCGGCGGCGGCCGCCGGUCCCGGUGCGGUCCCGGUCCCCGCGGGCCAUGCGGCGGCCGUAGCCAUGCAGCGCGACGGGGAUGCGGCGGCGGCCGCCGCGGCCUCGUACCGGGUGCUCAGCCGGCUGCUGGGCUAUGGCACCGGGCCGGAGGCGGGCGCGGCGGGCGGCGCCGGUGCCGGUACCGGCGCGGCGGGCGCGGGGCCCGGCGGCGGGGGGCGGCUGCCGGGGGCCGGGCCGGGGCUGCGCAGCCCGCGGCCGCAGCUGAUGGUUUUCCGCAACGCGGCGGCCGAGGGCCGGCCCGGCUCGGACUGCGGCCCGGCGGCGGCGGCGGCGGCGGGCGGGGGGGGUCCGGGGGGCGGCGGGGCCGAGCUGUGCCCGCGGCACCGCUGCGCGCUGGAGCCCAAAGCGGCGGCGGUCUGGGGAGCGGCGGCGCAGAGCGGGCUGGAGCUGCAGCUGGCGGCGCUGGGGCUGCGCCCGCCGGGGCUGGGGGCGAAGGGGGGCGGCGGGCGCGGCGGGCACCCCUGCCCGUGCCUCGGGCCGCCCGCCGGGGAGGAAACCAGCGAUGCGCUGCUGGUGCUCGAGGCGCUGGAGCCCGACGAGGGUGGCAGCGGCUCCGAGGACGAGCCGGGGUCCCCCGGGCGCGGGGCCGCCCGCGCCGCCGGCAGAGCAGCAGCGGCCCCCGGCCCCGCUCCGCCGCCCGCGGGCGCGGGCACCGGCACCGGCCCCGGCGGCAGGAAGGGCUCGCUCCGCAUCCGCCUCAGCCGCCUCUUCCGCACCAAGAGCUGCAGCGGCGGCUCGGCCACCGGGGACGCCGCCAGCGCCGCCGCCUCGGCCGGGAGCCUCACGGAUGUGUGCGGGGCCCGCGGCCGGGAGCAGGAGCCGGGCAGGAAACACAGACUGACGAGAACCCAAAGUGCCUUCCCGGUUGUGUUCAGCCCGCUCUUCACAGGUGAGACGGUGUCGCUGGUGGACGUGGACAUUUCCCAGCGAGGCCUCAGCAGCUCCCCUCACCCUCCGACGCCGCCGCCGCCGCCGCGACGAAGCCUCAGCCUGCUCGAUGAUAUCAGUGGGACGCUGCCUCCGUCCGUCCUUGUGGCUCCGAUGGGCUCCUCCCUGCAGUCCUUCCCUUUGCCUCCGCCUCCUCCGCCCCACGGCCCAGACGCCUUCCCCCGGGCCGUGCCCCUGCGGCCCCCCGAGCCCCUGGCCAGCCGCCCCCCGCCGCACCUGCAGUGUCCCCUGGCCCGCCCCGACCCCAGCAGCUUCGCCGCCAGCCUGAGGGAGCUGGAGAAGUGCGGAUGGUACUGGGGCCCCAUGAACUGGGAGGACGCCGAGAUGAAGCUGAAGGGAAAACCCGACGGCUCCUUCCUGGUGCGGGACAGCUCCGACCCCCGCUACAUCCUGAGCCUCAGCUUCCGCUCGCAGGGCAUCACCCACCACACCCGGAUGGAGCACUACAGAGGGACCUUCAGCCUCUGGUGCCACCCCAAGUUCGAGGACCGCUGCCAGUCCGUGGUGGAGUUCAUCAAGAGGGCCAUCAUGCACUCCAAAAACGGGAAGUUCCUCUACUUCCUGCGAUCCAGGGUUCCAGGUCUCCCUCCGACUCCCGUCCAGCUCCUGUAUCCCGUCUCCAGGUUCAGCAACGUCAAAUCCCUGCAGCACCUUUGCCGCUUCCGGAUCCGGCAGCUGGUCCGGAUCGAUCACAUUCCCGAGCUCCCGCUGCCCAAGCCCCUGAUCUCCUACAUCCGCAAGUUCUACUACUACGACCCGCAGGAGGAGGUUUACCUGUCCCUCAAGGAGGCCCAGCUCAUCUCCCGACAGAAGCAGGAGCCGGAAUCCUCCACGUAGCGGAGCUGCCGCGGCGCUGAUGGAAUUUGGUUGUUGCCCUCCUGCCGCCCGAGCCCGGCCGUGGUGGGGAGGAGGAGGAGGAGGAGGAGGAGGCAGAAUUCCUGCUGCUGCUGCUGCUGCUCCUGCUCUUUUCUCCGGAGGAGAGGGCCCAGCAUUCCCGGGAAGCCCAGCAGAGCAGGAUCUGGAGCCCCGGCUCCUGGGAAAAGGAAUCCCAGGGGGGGAAACCCGAGCCCAGCCCCGCGGGAUCCCCGCGGAACAAA